UCCUCUGCGGCGCUCUCUGGUGACGUCACUCCGCCUGCCAAUAGCUAGCAGGCGCGCCUGAUUCGGGCUUGUGUUGUUCGGUUCGUGGUCUGACAGCGGCUGGGAUGGCGGCACCUGCUGUCACCAUGGACACCCUGGAUGAGCUGCUGAAAGAGACCGAACAUCUUGCAAGACACAUGUCUACAUACCAGCAUGAAGUCCCCCCCGACCUGCUGACUACUGGCAUGCAAGGCAGUGAGGAAUUAUUACAACGUUGUGAAGAAAUUUGGGCACAGAUUGGGCAGUGCCAGAACCAGCUCAUGGUAAUGGAACCAGAAACUUUGCCUGAUUCUGAUGUGCAGCUAUUUCUUCUCAUGAUGAAAGCAAAGGCCCUCACAGUUGAGUACGAGCAGUGGCAAGGGACAUCACCCGAGAUAAUCUCCAACAACCAGGACGUUCUGCUCGCCGCUGGAAAAGAAGAGUUGCAAAAUGUUGAUCAGGACGUUGAGAUGAUGCUCUCGACAGUUCGGGCGGAGAACAAGAAACUGAAGAGUGAUUUGGAAAAAGAGCAACGCUGGUUGGCGGAACAGGAGGAAGUAUUGGAAGCACUGAAAGGAAAGCUGGAGGAAGUAAAAAAUCACGCCGAAAACAUUUCUGAGAAAAGAACAUUUCAGGAACUCAAAAGUAAACUUCAGAAAGUGAAAGCCUACAGGGAAGAACUGCUGUCUGCCUUUGGAGACUUCUUAGAGGAGCAUUUUCCUGUUCCUGAUGAGCUUGAAAGGAGUCUUAAGAAGAAAAAGGGUAUCUCUGCAGAGCCCGAGGUGCAGAGGAUACGUCUACACGCUAUUUUAGAGACUCUCAUCAACCAGCUCAUGAACACCCCCAACGAUCCCUAUAUUAUAGUUAAGGACGAGUACUGGCCUCCUUACAUUGAGUUGUUGCUCCGCUAUGGAAUUGCAUUGAGACAUCCAGCAGAUGCAAAUCGAAUACGCCUGGAGGCUUUUCACCAAUGAACAUUAUUAUUUUACAGACUUUCUUUUAAAAAUGCACUGCGCGCCUUCAUUUAUAUAUUUUACUACCAACUUUAUGUAGAAAAUGUUUUUUAUCGGAAAUAUUUUAACCUGUAGUUGCGACCGCAAUUUUUUUAAAUUCUGAAAUAAAUCUCAUCCUUUUAAAUUUUGGCUUGUAUGUCACAAGAAAUAGACAGGUAUGAGACUGGCCAGAGCAUGAUGUGAGGAUUUCAUUUUUGCGCUCUGUGCAGAACCGGUGUAUGUUGUUUACAACAAAUUCAACUUGGGACUCUCUUGAUGAUGUGCCUCGAGAUUCAGCACCCCCUUUCAGGGAAACAAGACUGAGGUGAUUUGUCCAUGCACUCUCUGUCCAUGAUUGAAACAGGUCUUGUUUCACUUAUAGAAGCCAUGCAGCCAAAAACCACAUUGCAGAAGUGCUGUAAAAUUAUGGUUUAUUGCACAGUAUUUGAUCUUGCAACAUACUGGUGCAUUUGAGCUCAGAGACAAAUGGGUGGCAGCACAGAUCUGGAGAAGGGUACAAAAAAGUUAUGCUCCACUGAAGUUUCCAAGAGCACAGCCGCCAUAAUUCUUGAGUGGAAGAAGUUUAGAACAACCAAGCCACUGCCUAAAGCUGUCUACCCCACCAAACUACGUAAUUGGGGGAGAAGGGGCCUAGUAAGAGAGGUGACCAAGAACCCAAUGGUAAAAACUUCCAGAAGGUCAACCAUGACUGCAGAAUUCCACCAGUGUGGGCUUUAUGGCAGAGUGGGCAGAAAGAAGCAUCUCCACAGUAAAAGACACAUAAGUUUGCAAAAAAGCACCUAAAGGACACUCAGAUGGUGAGAAACAAGACUUUCUAGUCUGAUUUUGGCCUCAGUUCUAAGCAUCAUGUUUUGAGGAAACCAGGCACUGCUCAUCACCUGCCCACAAACCAUCCCUACAGUGAAGCAUGAUGCUGGCAGUAUCAUGGUGUGCUACUGAGAGACUGGUCAGGGUUGAGGGAAAGGUUUAUGG
Molecule: messenger RNA, 2003 nt
Organism: Bufo bufo (common toad)
Lineage: Eukaryota; Metazoa; Chordata; Amphibia; Anura; Bufonidae
Gene: CENPK
Product: centromere protein K
Exons: 11
Coding region: 105-992 (295 amino acids)
Biological process (GO): kinetochore assembly; mitotic sister chromatid segregation
Cellular component (GO): nucleus
Source: RefSeq, a predicted model, not a curated record